This is a messenger RNA of Penicillium argentinense, 939 nucleotides long. It is a transcript of the gene cnaB, whose product is annotated as calcineurin regulatory subunit B. Lineage: Eukaryota; Fungi; Ascomycota; Eurotiomycetes; Eurotiales; Aspergillaceae. The transcript is spliced from 6 exons. The record is from RefSeq and is a predicted model, not a curated record. Gene Ontology annotation, molecular function: calcium ion binding; calcium-dependent protein serine/threonine phosphatase regulator activity. The coding region runs from base 1 to 939 and encodes 312 amino acids.
AUGGACCAGCCAACCCAGCCCAACACAGCCGCCAUGCAGAGCGCGCAGCGCCGACGGGGCUCUGUGGGCACCACACAGCUCUUUGACAACAUUGUGUCGACCUCCAACUUCGAUCGCGAAGAGGUAGAUCGCCUGCGGAAGCGAUUCAUGAAGCUUGACAAGGACGGCUCCGGUACAAUCGACCGCGAUGAGUUUCUGUCCUUGCCCCAGGUCUCCUCCAACCCUCUUGCCACGAGAAUGAUCGCAAUUUUCGAUGAGGACGGUGGCGGCGAUGUCGAUUUUCAAGAAUUCGUGACUGGUCUUUCGGCAUUCAGCUCCAAGGGCAACAAAGAAGAAAAACUCCGAUUUGCCUUCAAGGUUUACGACAUUGAUCGGGACGGCUAUAUUUCCAAUGGCGAACUGUUCAUCGUCUUAAAGAUGAUGGUUGGUAACAACCUCAAGGACAUGCAGCUACAGCAGAUUGUGGACAAGACCAUUAUGGAAGCCGACAAGGACCAGGACGGACGAAUCAGCUUUGAGGAGUUCACUGAGAUGGUGGAGAGUACCGAUGUGAACCUGAGCAUGACGUUGAGUAAGUUUCACGUUUCACGUUUCACCUUUACCCGCUCUUCUCGUGAUGACUGUUCUGCCCUUACCAAAUAUAACCCGAAUGCUGGACCUCGCAGCGUCGACCAGUAUCCCGUACCCUUCUUUGCCUUUGGUUUACGAUCUGCUGUUCAUCCGUUUACUGGCAAUGAUAUUCCCAUCCCUCUCGAGCCUCGGGUCAACCUCCGUCCGAACUGCAAGUCUCGUGGUGCUGUGCCAUCUCAACCGGGAGGGGGUCCAGUCGCAAUUUCAAUCCGUUCCAAUGUUUUCCCACUCCCAUGGCUUCUCGCGGGCACCGUCUCCCUUCCCGGGGAGCUCUCGGUGGCAAUCUCCGAGCAGCCAGCUCAGCUAUAA